Stegastes partitus (bicolor damselfish) is the source of this 1967-nucleotide messenger RNA. It is a transcript of the gene stxbp1a, whose product is annotated as syntaxin binding protein 1a. The transcript is spliced from 20 exons. Bases 42 to 1853 code for a protein of 603 amino acids. Lineage: Eukaryota; Metazoa; Chordata; Actinopteri; Pomacentridae. Gene Ontology annotation, biological process: vesicle-mediated transport. The record is from RefSeq and is a predicted model, not a curated record.
GGCAACAGAGGAGAUCAGUCGGUCCAGCACCCAGCAGCAUCAUGGCUCCUAUCGGAUUAAAGGCGGUGGUCGGAGAAAAGAUUAUGAACGAUGUAAUCAAAAAGGUGAAGAAGAAGUCAGAAUGGAAGGCGCUGAUUGUGGACCAGCUGAGCAUGAGGAUGUUGUCGUCCUGCUGCAAGAUGACGGACAUCAUGACGGAGGGCAUCACCAUUGUGGAGGACAUCAACAAGCGACGAGAGCCUCUCCCCAGCCUGGAGGCCAUCUACCUGAUUACACCCACAGAGAAGUCUGUCCACACCCUCAUCGGAGACUUCAAAGACCCUCAUUCAGCCAAAUACAAGGCAGCCCAUGUUUUCUUCACUGACUCCUGCCCUGAUCCUCUCUUCAACGAGCUGGUGAAGAGCCGCGCUUCCAAAACCAUAAAGACUCUGACGGAGAUCAACAUCGCCUUCUUGCCCUACGAGUCUCAGGUGUACUCUUUGGACAAUCCAGAUGCCUUCCACAGUUUCUACAGCCCCCACAAGACCCAGCUGAAGAACCCGGUGAUGGAGAGGCUGGCCGAGCAGCUGGCGACGCUCUGCGCCACCCUGAAAGAGUAUCCUGCCGUCAGAUACCGAGGAGAGUACAAGGACAAUGCCACCCUGGCCCAGCUGGUUCAGGACAAACUGGACGCCUACAAGGCCGAUGAUCCCACCAUGGGAGAGGGUCCAGAUAAGGCUCGCUCACAGCUGAUCAUCCUGGACAGGGCGUUUGACCCGGUGUCACCUGUGCUGCACGAGCUCACCUUCCAGGCCAUGGGCUACGACCUGCUGCCCAUCGAGAACGACGUCUACAAGUAUGAGACCAGCGGCAUCGGAGACUCUCGUGAGAAGGAGGUUCUCCUGCAUGAAGACGAUGACCUGUGGGUGAGCCUGAGACACAAACACAUAGCCGAGGUGUCCCAGGAGGUGACACGCCAGCUGAAGGACUUUUCUUCCAGCAAGAGGAUGAACACCGGAGAGAAGACCACAAUGAGGGACCUGUCCCAGAUGCUGAAGAAGAUGCCUCAGUACCAGAAGGAGCUCAGCAAGUACUCCACUCACCUGCAGCUGGCUGAGGACUGUAUGAAGCAUUACCAGGGAACAGUGGACAAGCUGUGCCGCGUGGAACAGGAUUUGGCUAUGGGCACAGACGCCGAGGGAGAGAAGAUCAAAGACCCCAUGAGGGCCAUCGUGCCCAUCCUGCUGGAUGCCAACGUCAGCACAUACGACAAGAUCCGCAUCAUCCUGCUUUACAUUUUCCUCAAGAACGGCAUCACGGAGGAGAACCUGAACAAGCUGAUCCAACACGCUCAGAUUCCACCUGAGGACAGUGAGAUCAUCACCAACAUGGCUCACCUGGGCGUCCCCAUCAUCACAGACUCGACCCUCCGCAGAGGGAAGAAGCUGGACAGGAAGGAGCGUGUGAGCGAGCAGACCUACCAGCUGUCCCGCUGGACACCACUGGUCAAGGACAUCAUGGAGGAUGCUAUUGAUGACAAGCUGGACACCAAGCACUACCCCUACAUCUCCACCCGCUCCUCUGCCUCCUUCAGCACCACUGCAGUCAGUGCUCGGUACGGACACUGGCACAAGAACAAGACACCUGGAGAGUACCGCACCGGGCCUCGCGUCAUGGUCUUCAUCAUCGGCGGCGCGUCCUUCAGCGAGAUGCGCUGCGCCUAUGAAGUCACGCAGGCCAAUGGGAAGUGGGAGGCCGUCAUCGGUUCCACCCACAUGCUCACCCCCACCAAAUUCUUAUCGGACCUGCAGCACCCCGACUUCCGAGAGUCCACUAGGGUGUCCUUUGAGGACGCAGACCCCUCAGCCGAGUGAGGCAGAGACAGAUUGGGAGGGAGGGAGAGAGAAAUCACACAGAAAAAAGAUCGACCCACAUCUUCACUCCCACCAGCCUGCUGGAGCAGCUCAAGGCCAUGAACAAACCAGACG